Molecule: messenger RNA, 1744 nt
Organism: Thrips palmi
Lineage: Eukaryota; Metazoa; Arthropoda; Insecta; Thysanoptera; Thripidae
Exons: 5
Coding region: 76-1719 (547 amino acids)
Source: RefSeq, a predicted model, not a curated record
CGGGCCCCGACCAGUCCGUCGUACGCCGCGCUCCGGGACGCACACUAUGUGACGGCGAGCACCUCGGCCCGCACCAUGGCCACCAACCCCACCAAGCUGGACUACUCCCGCCUGCUGGACGACGAGUUCCUGAACCGCGGCGAGCGCGUGCGCGUGCACACUGUGACGCGGGGCGCGGCCACCGUGCUGGGCUCCUCGGCGUCGCUGGAGUGGCGGGACGCGCAGGGCGUGUCGGCGCGAUGCACCACCGCCCUGCUCAAGGCGGCGCUCGCCCUCGCCCUCAUGGCCGCCCUCACCUUCGUCGCGCUGCUCAUCAUGGCGCACCAGCAGCACAGCCACCUGCGCGUGCUGGCCAUGCCCGUGCAGGCCGAGGCCGCCGGGGCCGCCCAGGCACGGCCCUCGCUCCUGGAGCACGGCGAGAAGGGCACCACGCUGCACGACUUCGUCCUGCACGGCGGCUUUGAGAGCUCCCUCGAGGACGAGGAACACCCGCACGACAUCCACGACCACGUGCUGCCCGGCGACGUGGUCGUGGAGGACCACCACAUCGUGUCGGCAGACGAGCCAGAGCCGACGCGGCACGCCGUGGUCGUGUGCCUCCCGCUGGCCAUCGCGAAGCACGUCCCGACCUCCACCGCCACCCCCGUCAACGCCCACAACGCCACGGACUCGACGGCGUCCUUCCCCCUGCACCUGAGCCGCCACCAGCGCGACGUGGUGCAGUCCGUCACGGAGUACCUCUCGGCCUCGGCGAGGUGUCACGUCGUGGUGCUGCGAGGCGUGGAUGACGAAGAGGCCACGGCCUCCACCACGGCCUCCACGGCGUCGACUGCAGCGACUGGCAGUCCGUCGGCCGCGGGGAUGUUCGGCCACUUCAGCCACUCCGGGUGCGGCGCGUGGUCCGGAGAGGACGAGGACGCCGCCGGCGCGGAGCACGGCGGCACCCUGGCGCUGCCCGGCGGCAAGGUGGUGCCCGUGGUGCUGUGGGACGCGCCCGCCCUGUUCGCCAGGUCGCCGCUGGCCGAGGUCUGGAGGGACCUCCACUGGCGGAAGGCCAAAGGAGCCUCCGCGGCCUCCUCCGCGAUCGACGUCCUCGACUUGGCGGCGCGGCUGCAGCUGCUGUGGCGCUACGGAGGGGUCUCCGUGGACCUGCAGUCGUCCGCCGACCAGGUCCUUAAGACGCUGAGCGCGUUCAACCGCACCGACUCGAGCCACGUCUACUUGGAGACGACCAGGGGCACGCUCAUCGCCGCGCCGCAGACGUGCAACGCCGUCGUGUUCGACCUCAUCCAGGCCAUCGCCAGGCACGCCAGGCACUUCGCGCCGCCGCAGGACCACCCCCACUACGACGACGCCGACUUGAGGGUGUUUGACGGCGUCCUCAACGACUACUGCCGCAGCAAGAGGACGACGCGCCACGAGUCCACGACUCCUGCGGCCAGCGAUGUGCCGCCCUCGUUCGCGGAUCAUCCGUCAAGCACCGCGGCGUCUACUGCCACGGCCUCCGGCACCACGGCGUCCACCACUCCGUCGUCCGUCUCCUCCGCGCCCACCACCACCAGGUCACUCCUGUUGGCCAGGAUGAAGGGGGUGGCGGCCUUCGGGCAGCUGCGGGCCGGCCCGCCCCCUGCCAGCACCACCCCGCACCCCGAACCGGAGGACAUCCACCUGGACACGACGCGGUGCAGGGGCAACCUGGUGGCCAUUUCUCUCUCUUAAUAAACUAGUCCGUAUUUUCAUAACA